GCGAAAAUCUAUCUGAUGCGCUGGAAAAAAUUAUCAUUUGUCCAUGACUGGAAAAGAAAACGAAAACCAGGUGCAAUUUCAACAUUUGGACCAACAAAUCUGAAACAGUCGGACUUAGCUGAUGCAUUAGCUGCAGCUAUUAUAAUACACGACCUUAGUCCGGCAAGGGAAGUUGAAAUUGAGAACUACGAACCAUCGCUGAAAAUUUUGGAUGCGGUUUUACCCGAGAUAAGAGUUUCGCCACCCGCAGACCCUGCACCAAGCGAAACAAAGAUACCCUUGGCUGAAAUGGAAGAAUAUGAUCUUCAGUCACUGUGUGAGUCCCUUGAAGCUGGAAAAGUCGAUAUCAAAGAUAAAGAAAUGGUUGUGGAGCCCGAAGAACAAAGCAUUUUGAAUACAGAAGAAAGUGUAGAACAUUUAGCAGAAGAAAAAUCUGAAGAGAGUACGGAGGAAACUAUAAAAAAGGACGAUAAGGAAGAAGAUGAAAAGGAGGAAGAGGAAGAAGAAGUAGAGACGACAAUGAAAGUAGAAGGAAAAGAACAGAGGGAAGAAAAAAGAGUAGAAGUAGGAGAGAGGGAAGAAGUAGAAGAUGAAAGACAAGAAGACAAAUUAGGGCUUAAAGCAGACAAGGAAGCAGAAGAGGAAGAAGAAGGAAAAAAGGAAACAGAAGAACUUAGUGUGGAAUCUGUAAGAGUUGAAAGAGUAGAGGAAGAAAAAGAAAAAUAUAAAAGAGAUGAGGAAGUGGGAGAGGACAAAUUAGAAUUUGUAGAAGCUGAAAAAGGAGACGAAAUGAAGGAAGAGAGCAUAAAAGAAAAACAAGAAAUGGAAAAGAGCAAAGCGGACUCUUCAGUGGUUGUAACGGCUGUAUUAGAAAAGAAAGAAGAGAAUGAGGAAGUUGAGAAGAACAGUGUGGCAUAUGUUUCGGCUGAAAAGCUACGAGAAGUAAAAAAAGAAAAUUCAGGAAAAAAGAUAGAAAUGAGAAAAACUGAAAUGGAGUCUUCAUUGGUCAUGGAAGUGAAGUUGGAAAAGGUAGAAGAGAAUGAGGAAGUCGUGGAAAGCAAACUGGAAUCUGUAACAGCUAAAAAAGUAGAAUUGAAAGAAGAGAAAGUCAAAGAAAAAGAAGCUUUAAAAGGCAAAAUGGAACCCUCAGCGGUUUUAGAAGUAAAACUGGAAAAGAAAGAAGAGAGCGGGGAAGCUGAGGAGAGCAAAUCAGAAUAUGUAGCAGCUAGAAUAGUAGAAGAAGUGAGAAAGGAAAAAAACGAGGGAAAAGAAGCACAAAAGGUCGAAAUAGAAUCUUCAGCGGUUGUAAACGUGAACCUCGAAAAGAAUGGAGAAGAAGAAGAAGUGGAGAAAACCAAAAUGGAGUCUCCAGUGCUUGCUGGAGCAGAAUUAUUGAAGAAGGAUGCAGCAGAAGACAAAGUGAAGUUUGCAAUAGCUUUAGAAGUGAAAAAAGAAAAGAUUAAAGAAGACGAAGGAAUAGCGGAAAGCGGAAUGGAAUCUUUGACGGUUAAAACGUUAAAAGAAAAAAAAGAGGAUGCAGAAAGAGGGGAAGCUAUCAGUACAGUAGAAUUUUCCAAAAUUACAGCUUCAGAGUCUACAGAUAUUCAGUUAGAGGAAAAACCAUGCCGAAACUUUCUUUUUGCAACAGUUAAGACCACUUGUUCUGAUGAUGAGCAAGACAAAACGUUCUGUAUACCUGACCUAAGAGAUCUCUCUGAUAUCGAGACGCUACUGAAUAAGAUCAGAAACAAAAGUUGUUUGAUUGAUAAAACACCGUUUCCAACACGAUUAAUAAAUGAUAAACAGAUCAAACAAAAAAGAGAAAUUGCCAAACUGAACGAUUGUUUUGCUUCACUUAUCGAGCAGACUCGUUUCUUUGAAGCAGUUAACAAGAAAGCAUCAUCCGAUCUGCAGAUGUUCAACAGAUACAAAGGACCGGAAAAAUUAUAUGCUAAGGAAAUUGCGGAGGCUAAAGAACUCUCAAAGAAACUCGAUGAAGAAUGCAGCGAAUUGGACAAGCAGAUUACAGCGCUAAGAAACGAGUAUAACGAGAAGCAAAAACAUUUCGACAACGUUUUGCAGUUGGAAUUGUAUGAGCGUAAGGAAAUUGACAGACUAAUCACAGACUACAGUCAAAUUGAAUUCGAAUCCAAUCUGCUGAAACGCCGCAUCAGCGAAACCGAGGAUGAAGUGGCUAGGUUACACGAAAAAAAUACCUUUUAUACUAGUUUAUUGAAUACAACACGCAAGGAUGCAGCAGAGCAAAGGUUAUUCAAAUUGACUCAAAAUAAUGCGGCCCAUGUGUUAUUGGAAGAAAUAUCGUUGCUGCAUUUGGAACAAGAUCAUGAGCUAGAAGAACUACAGGCCAGUCUUAUACAGAAGAGCAAUGAUUCCUGUAAAGACAGUUUCAAAAAUGAUCUAACUAAUGCAUUGACUGAAAUUCGGAAAGAACAUGAACAGAAGGUCAGUGCUGCUCGCCAAGAACUAGAGUUUUGGUACAAAAUGAAAUCCCAAGAAGUACAGCUGAAUAUAGAUCGAAAAGAAACUGACAAACAGUUAAUAGCUGAAGAGAUGAAGAAACUUCAAAAACAAAUAGUCAGCUUGAGGAAGCGAUCUGCAGACUACGAAGAACAGAAUCUGCAACUGCUGCAGCUAUUUGCGGCAUUAAGCGGGCAAAUAAAGGAGGAACAACGGAAGCAUGCAGCAGUGCUAAGUGAAAGCGACGCUAUGAUCAAGAAUCUUUGCGAAGAGUAUACAGUGCUGAAUCGGGAACUCCAAAAUCUCGUCAAAAUGAAACAAAGUCUUGAAGACGAAAUUGGCUUAUACAGGAACUUGAUGCAGAAAACAGAUUCAUUUGUUGGUUCCGGUACUACUGUGAAAGCGUUAAGACCAAAGCUAAUAACAACAGAAGUGGAAGACACUCGACUUAAUGAAGAUAUGGCAACAACUAGCUGGACAACGUUAGAACAACGUGGGAAAACCGAUGUUAUCAUUGAAGAAGUAUCCACUGAUGGUUGUUACAUUACCAUAAAAAAUACAAAUUCAAUUAAACCUGAACCAAUUGGAGACUGGCAACUUCAGCGAUGUUUAGAAACUGGACCAGACGUGAUCUAUAAAUUUCCUAGCUAUUUUGUACUACAACCAAAUGAAAUUGUUAAGAUUUGCUCUAAAGGUACCAACAACAAUGAAUCAGCGGAUUCAUCAAACUGUUUUUGGUUCAUUAAGGAUAUAACGUUUGAACGGAAUAACAGCGGUCAAAUUGAACUUUUAAAUAGCGAAGGAAAAAGAUUUGCAACACAUUCUCAGAAAACGACUGUAACAACAACAUUGCUUCGUAAAAAUAAUUCCAUUGACGGCGACGAUACUGUUGUACCAACAGAGAACGAUCAUCUUUUGGAGCACUAA
Messenger RNA from Enterobius vermicularis (human pinworm), 3405 nucleotides. The record is from the annotation of a GenBank genome assembly. Lineage: Eukaryota; Metazoa; Nematoda; Chromadorea; Rhabditida; Oxyuridae.